GGACCGAGAUGUUCUUAAUUCCACGCACAGGACUCGCCCGACCAGCAGAGUCAAGCUCCUGGUGGGUGCCGGGCAUCACAAACUUUUAGGGCAACCAGAGUGUGUCGACUUGCCUUUUUCCGCCCCAAUGCGUAACAUAUCAAAUUUCGAUUUUCAGCUCGAAAACCUGCGUGAAUCUCUCGAUUGAGAUGAUUUAUACCUAGUUGACACAGGGUUGUUUUUCGACAGAAGAACGUUUGUUGCAGAAGACUUUCGAAUGAGCUUUCUUGACCUCGAAAAAAAAAUCUCGGACAUCGCGCAAUUACAGGUGACAGAAAUCUUAGUCAUUCAAAUCACGGGAGGGGUAUUUCUCCCUACCCGGUGCUCGGCCUCCGAAUCCUUUGAUAUAGGACGACAGUUCCAGAAUAGCAAGCAGCCUGCAGCAAAAUGGGCUCCUUUGGUGAGGUGACUGAGUUUGGGCAUGGUUUCAAGUCGCAGUUUCUGUUUGAUCCCAAAUAUACCAAUUUGAAUCAUGGGUCAUUCGGAACAUAUUCUCUUCCAGUCCGCAACGCCUUGCGCGGAUACCAGAAAUUGGCAGAAGCAGCGCCGGAUAAAUUUCUGAGAUAUCAAUAUGUCGACCUCUUGGACAAGGCUAGAGACCGCAUUGCACGACUACUUAACGCCCCUGUCGAUGAAUGCGUAUUCGUCCAGAAUGCCACGACUGGCGUCAACACCAUCUUGCGGAAUCUGCAGUACAAGGAAAAAGACUGCAUCAUUUAUUUUGAUACGAUCUACGGAGCUUGCGAGAGGACGCUAGCUUCAAUUGUUGAAACAAAUCCUCAACUUCAUCUGAGGAAAGUCGGACAUGGGCAAGACUUCGGCUAUUCGUUGCCCUGUACGCAUCCUGAAAUUCUGAAUGCCCUUUCGCAAACGAUCUCUCGGGUGAUAUAUGAUGGAUACACACCCAAAGUCUGUGUAUUCGACACCAUUGUUUCGCUUCCAGGAGUUCGGUUUCCAUUUGAGAGAAUCACGAAAAUGUGCAAAGAGUAUGGCAUUCUCAGUCUGAUCGAUGGUGCGCACGGUGUUGGCAUGAUACCACUAAAUUUGGCUCAACUUGAUGCGGAUUUCUUCGUGAGCAACUGUCACAAAUGGCUAUACACUCCGCGAGGAUGUGCAGUUCUACAUGUACCAAAACGCAACCAACAUCUCAUUCGAACGACAUUCCCAACCUCACAUGGAUAUGUGCCACCUCCUGGUUCAUCUUCUAGAUUCCGCAACCCAUUGCCACCAACAGACAAGUCCGACUUUGUCAACCUGUUCCAAUUCGUUGCGACGGUCGACAGCUCACCAUACUAUUGCGUACCAGCCGCUCUCAAUUUCCGACAGAACUUAUGCGGGGGCGAAGAGGCCAUUUACAAUUAUAUUCGUGACAUCGCUCAGCGAGGAGCCGACCUUCUUGCCAUGGUUCUGGGCACAGAAGUCAUGGAUGAUCUCGAUGCUGGUUAUGGGUUGAAAACAAUGGGAAGUUACGAAGCAACCGAUCGCAGAGAUGGCGGAAGGACGGGCUGGUCGGGCGGUCUGAGAGAUUGUGCCAUGGCUAAUGUCCUCCUUCCUAUUACGAUCGUUGGGGCGUCUGCCCGAGGAAGCAUCAGCAUGGGACCUGGUGGAGCUGGAAGUGCAGGCGGGUUGUCACCUGCACUACGACAAAACUCCUAUGGCUUCCCCAACCCUGGCAACCCACAGUCUCUGCGGACACCUUCUCCCAGUGGGCUUUUGGGUGAGCCCAACAUAUCACGUUCCCCAUUAAAUUCUCCAGGAGCAUAUUCAGCUGGGCCCAUCGUGGUCCAAGAAGCCGAUGUUCCGUGUCAUGUCGCAUGGAUGCAGAAGACGCUGGUGGAUGAAUUCAACACAUUCGUGGCGAUCUACGAGUACGAUGCCAGACUGUGGACGCGGAUUUCUGGUCAGAUCUAUCUAGAGCUCAAGGACUUUGAAUGGCUCGGGGAAGUUCUCAAAGGACUGUGUGAGCGCGUUCGAGCCGGGGAAAGUCUGAGGGAUAGGUCAGACAUAAGCGAAAGAGUCGAGACGAUGACAAUUGCAGAGCCCAAACCACCCUCGCGGCAAGGGACCACUGAAUCGUUGGCCGCUCGCAGAUUCGAUAUCACACAAGGCGGCUGGGUCGAGGAAUGAAGGGUAAAGUCGGUGCGUUCAGUAUUUCCUCGUAUUCCCCGGACCCCUGGAAAAAAGCUGGGGUCUAGAUCGUACUCGCACGAAUAUCAAGUACAUUAGUUUUG
Messenger RNA from Exophiala oligosperma, 2270 nucleotides. RefSeq lists its product as uncharacterized. The transcript is spliced from 4 exons. NCBI's taxonomy places the organism in Eukaryota, Fungi, Ascomycota, Eurotiomycetes, Chaetothyriales, Herpotrichiellaceae. The record is from RefSeq and is a predicted model, not a curated record. The coding region runs from base 427 to 2166 and encodes 579 amino acids.